This is a messenger RNA of Plenodomus lingam JN3, 360 nucleotides long. RefSeq lists its product as uncharacterized. Gene Ontology annotation, biological process: mitochondrial respiratory chain complex IV assembly. Lineage: Eukaryota; Fungi; Ascomycota; Dothideomycetes; Pleosporales; Leptosphaeriaceae. The record is from RefSeq and is a predicted model, not a curated record. Gene Ontology annotation, cellular component: mitochondrial intermembrane space; mitochondrion; respiratory chain complex IV.
AUGGGCUGGUUCUCGCGAGCAUCGGAUGAUUCUGGGGUGAAGAAGACAUCAGGUGGCGCAUUCGAAUCUCCGUCAAGAUCAAAUCGAAAGCAAUGCUAUGCAGCACGCGAUGCCUUCUUCGAGUGCCUCGACAAGAACAACGUGCUGGAUAGUAUCAAUACAAAGAGUGGGAGAGAAAAGGCUGCGACUUUCUGCGGAAAAUUGGACAAGGAAUUCGAGAAGAAUUGUGCGCACAGUUGGGUUGAGUACUUCAAGAAGCAAAGAGUGGUCAACUACCAAAGAGAACAGACGAUAAAAAAGAUUGAGCAACAAGGAGGCGAGAUCACCGCGCCACAGUUACCUCUGCCUGGAUCCAAGUGA